GUGCUUGUUGAGCGGCGGCGGCAACCGACGUACACAGUGGGCUUGAGCGUUCUGUGGGGUGAGCCAGAUAUCGGACCAUGAACUUGGGAGAUGGUUUAAAGCUUGAAACUGAAUUAUUGGAUGGAAAAACCAAGCUAAUAUUGUCCCCAUAUGAACAUAAAUCAAAAAUUUCUGUGAAGAUGGGAAAUAAGACCAAGAUUGCAAAAUGUCCUUUAAGAACAAAACAAACUGGAUAUGUUCUAAGAUCAACACAAAAUACUUGUGUCAGGAGUGAAAAACUUUUACAAAAGAAGAGAAUUGGUUCAGAAACUUCACUGGCAGAAGGUGAAAAAAAUAGUAUGACUUUUUCACCCACUAAGGAUUUAUGCAAGCAGUAUGCAGAUAAAGAUUGUCUUCAUAUCCAGAAAGAAAUUUCACCUGCAACCCCUAAUAUACAGAAGUCUAGAAACACCAUAAAUACAUCUCUAGUAGCUAAAGAGAAGCCUUGCAAAAAACACAUCACAGCUGAAAACAUGAAGAGCGGUUUGGUGUGUCUAACACAAGACCAACUACAACAGAUCUUGAUGACAGUAAACCAAGGAAAUAGGUCUAUUUCCCUGACUGAGAAUGGAAAGGAGGAGGAAAGAAAUCAGUACAGUCUACCUUUAAAUAAUAUUCCUAAUCAGCCAAAGGACAAGAACAUUAUGGGACUAGUCCAGAAAACGGAGGCUGUUUCGUCUGUUCAGGAUGAAAAUAAAUCUGUUUUAAAUAAAAAUCAGGAGACGUCUGAACAGUAUGAGCAGAAAAUUGCCACAGAGAAUCUGUGGAAACCAGCUGACAUAUUCAGUACUCUGGGGGAAAGAGAACGUGAUAGAAGUUUGUUGGAAGCAAAAAAAGCCCAGUGGAGGAAAGAGCUUGAUGAACAGGUUGCUUUAAAGAAGAAAGAAAAAGAAGCCUCUGAAAAAUGGAAUAAUCCUUGGAAAAAAUCAGAAAGUGAUAAAACAGUAUGUGAAAAACUUGGAAUUUUUGACCAAUCUAAGACUUCUGCUAGCUCUUCCAGUAUUCUGUCACAGUCUCCUAUUCAGGUAGCGCUGAUCCAGGCUGAUGGGCACUCAUUACCUAGAGCUAGUCAGAUAUUAGAGGAAGCAGUACCACUGGGGCACCCUUUCAGUGCUGUGAAACAAGAACAGCAGAGAAAAUGGAUUGAAGAGUUGAACAAGCAAAUAGAAGAUGACAGGCAAAGAAAAAUAGAGGAAAAAAUUAUAUCUUCAAAGGGUGAGGAACAUGACAGAUGGGCGAUGCAUUUUGAUUCAUUAAAGAGCUAUCCUGGUUCUCGGUCUCAGUUGUCUUCUCAGUCAACACACAAACAACCAGAGUACUUCUGUGUCUCUCCGGACACUCAGGAGCUGGCUGAUAUCAGCAGUGUUUGUACACCUACAACUGGAACCCAUGUUGAACCUUCAGAGGAGGAGCAUUUAGUAAAACCUGUUGGAGAUGUGGCUAUGGCAAACAGUCAAAAAACGAACUUUCUCCGUUCCAUGACUGCUCUCUUGGACCCAGCUGAGAUAGAGGAACGAGACAGGCGGCGACAAAAACAGUUAGAACAUCAGAAAGCCAUUACUGCUCAGGUAGAAGAGAAGCGCAGGAAGAAGCAGCUGGAAGAAGAGCAAAGAAAGAAGGAAGAACAAGAAGAGGAGCAUCGUUUAGCACGGGAACGAGAAGAGAUGCAGAAACAGUAUGAAGAAGACAUGUUUAAGCAAAAACAAAAGGAAGAAAUCAUGACUCUCAAGACAAAUGAGCUGUUCCAGACAAUGCAGAGAGCGCAGGAGCUGGCACAGAGACUGAAACAAGAACAGAGAAUCCGAGAAUUGGCUCAAAAGGGACAUGACACCUCUAGAUUGAUUAAAAAUCUUGGUGUUGAUACAAUACCAGUGGAAUAUAAUGCAUCUACUAACAACAUUUCCAAUUCAAGACAUGGCUUGGAUGAAGUCAGUGGUAAAUGUAAUAGAUGUAUCAAUUCUGUGAUCUCUCCCAAGAAGGAUACUGGUGUGCAAACAGAUGACUUAAAUACAGGAAUAUUCACCAAUGCAGAAUCAUGCUGUGGAUCAGUAAUAGAGAGGGAAAUUAUAAAUUGUUCAUCUCCCGAGAUUCCUGCAGAAUUUAAUCAACAGUUUAACACUAAGAAAAACAAACAAGUAGUAUUAAGUAGGGAUAAAGGCGCCAACUUAGAAAAAGAAAACAGUUGGUAUAAUGACCAGUGUAAUCAGUUCACAAGAACAGAGAAACAAAUGAAACAUAUGAAGAAAUGUCCUAAAAGGCCUGAUUGGAAUAUAAAUAAGCCAAUCAAAAGGUAUAUCCCAGCAUCAGAAAAGUACCCUAAACAGCUUCAAAAGCAAAGAGAAGAAAAAAAGGUAAGAAGGCAGAUGGAACUGCUUAAUUUGGUAGAAAUAAAUAAUUCCGGACACCUCUCUCAAAAUAGAGGCACUUCACCAGAAGUUUUUCAUUCAUCUCAUCAAGAAACUGAGCCAAGGUUCAAGUGGCAUCUAGUCAAAAAGGAAGAAGAGCCUCUGAAAAUUAAUUCUUUCAGCAAGGAAAGGUCUCAGUCACCAAAAGUUCCAGCAGUGAACAACAGAACGCAACAAACUCAGACGCUAAAAAACACUAAUUACGAGAGAGAGAAUCUUAUCUCAGGAGGCAAUCAAACAGCAUCAUCACCUGGAAUUUCUGAACCAUCCCAUUUUAUUCCCUAUGUCCGAACCAAUGAGAUCUAUUACCUUGAUCCAGAUGCACCAUUGUCUAGGCCUUUAACUCAGGAUCCUCAGUACCAAAAUCCAUAUGACUAUGACCAAGAACGACAGCUGGUUGACUCUGACCAUGUGAGGGACCCACUUCUUAAUCCUAACUUGGUGAAAAACAGGGAUCGACAGCAAGCAAUCCUUAAGGGACUAUCAGAACUGAGACAGGGCCUUCUCCAGAAGCAAAGGGAGUUGGAAACUAAUCUCAUGCCUUUAGCUGCAAAUCAAGAAGAGAAUUUUAGUUCUACGUUUUAAAUGUAGACAAUCAAAUCCUUCACAUUUGAUUUGUGUCUUCCAAAUUAUAAAAUGUGCUUGUUACUUAACUGUAUUUUUUAAAUAGCCUAGAUUUAUUUUUUAAAUGCUUAUUUAAAAUGUGUACAUUAUAUAGUAAAAUGCUGUGUGUAUAUAUAUAUUUUUUACAAUAAAACAUACUUUUGUAAAAGCUUAGUAGUAAAAAACCAAUUUUUUUGCUCUGUCACAAUCUGGGUAUUUAAGUCCUAUAAAAAAACACUUUCUACUUACCUUGACAGGCUGGAGUUUCUGACCUAUUAACAGCCAAUGUUCUUCCACACUUUAUAUGUAGAUCAUAAGUGAAAUACCACUUACGUAUUUUGCUCUAUGAAGAGAUUUAAAAGAGUAGAACUCUUCCAAGUUUUUUGAGGCGCCAAAGGAAGGUCUGACUUAACAAUCCCAACAACUUUUAAUUCUAAACCCAGAUUCAGUUUAGGCUCAUGUGGUAAUUUUUCUUUUCUCUAGAUCCUGUUUUUUAUGACUUUUAUUGUAUAAACUGUAGUUUUCAAAAACACAAGUUUGCAUUAGAUAUGGUUUUAAAAUUGAUCUCCACUAUAUACUUUAUCUGUGAAUUUAAAAAGUUAUUUUUAGUAUAGCACCUAAGUGCUUACCACCACAAAAAUAUACUUCCAUUUUUCUAAGACUACCAAUUUAAAAAUCUAUAGCAAAUUAUUCAAUGUUUUUUAAUAAACAGAAACCUAUCUUUUGAAUUAUGAAUUUGGUUAAGUCAAGGACCACACAAGCACUGAAAAUUGUAAUUAUCAAAUACUCUCAAAAUUAAAAGUUGACCAAAAUUUUAGCAGCAGGCGAUUUUUCCAUGGCUAAACCUAAAGAUAAAAAAUAAUGCUGCCUGGUAUUAAAUCCUAAGUCCUAUGUACAUGGUUUAUCAUCUAAAUGAAACUGCACUGGUAGAUAAAUCUUGAGGUAUUCAGCCAAAAUCCUGAAAAUAUUUGUUAACUUCACUGGCUUAUACCUGUGUAAAAACACUCUACAAAAGCUUAAAUCAAAAUAAAUACAACAGUUGAUAUGUCGUUUCAGCAAAAGUAGUUGGUAUCGGACAUUAGAGGGAGAAAAAAUGAAAGCCGUUGCU
Molecule: messenger RNA, 4155 nt
Organism: Equus quagga
Lineage: Eukaryota; Metazoa; Chordata; Mammalia; Perissodactyla; Equidae
Gene: CCDC66
Product: coiled-coil domain containing 66
Exons: 19
Coding region: 78-3029 (983 amino acids)
Biological process (GO): cilium assembly
Cellular component (GO): photoreceptor inner segment; cilium; microtubule
Molecular function (GO): microtubule binding
Source: RefSeq, a predicted model, not a curated record